AUGAAACUCCUCCCGCUCCUAGUGGGUUUUUCCACUUUGCUGGAUUGUACCUAUUCGCAAAAUUGCACCAAGACACCUUGUCUCCCAAAUGCAAAAUGUGAAAUACAGAAUGGAGUUGAAGCCUGCUACUGUAAAAUGGGAUUUUCAGGAAAUGGUGUCACAAUUUGUAAAGAUGAUAAUGAGUGUGAAAAUUCAACCCAACCCUGUGGUGAAAACGCAAACUGCACUAAUACAGAGGGGAGUUACUACUGUAUGUGUGCAUCUGGCUACAGAUCCAGCAGCAACCAAGACAAAUUUAUAACUAAUGAUGGAACGAACUGCAUAGAAAAUGUGGAUGUAAACUGCCAUUUAAAUAAUGCCUGUAUUGCUGCAAAUAUUAAUAAAACUUUAACAAAAAUUAGAUCCAUAGGAGAACCUGUGGCUUUGCUACAAGAAGUCUAUAGAAAUUCUGUGAAAGAUCUUUCACCAAUGAAUAUCAUUACAUACAUAGAAAUAUUAGCUGAAUCAUCCCCAUUUCUGGGUUAUAUGAUUAGUACUAACUCAGCCAAGGACGCUCUUUGUAAUUCAACUCUUACUGAAUUUGUGAAAACCAUGAAUAAUUUUGUUCAAAAGGAUACAUUCAUUGUUUGGAACAAGUUAUCCACAAAUAGUAGGAGAACUCAUCUAACAAAACUGAUCCACACUGCUGAACAAGUAACUUUAAACAUAUCUCACAACUUUCAAAAGACCACUCAGUUAGAUGCUAACUCAAGUGAUGUAGCUCUUGAAGUUUUCUUUUUUGAUUCAUAUCAAAUGCAGCAUAUUCAUCCCCAGAUGAGCAUGGAUGGAAAUUACAUAAAGAUAUUCCCAAAGAAAAAAACAGCGUAUGAUUCAAAUGGAAAUGUUGCAGUUUCAUUUUUAUAUUAUAAAAGUAUUGGUCCCUUGCUUUCAUCAUCUGACAACUUAAUGGAACCUCAAAGUCUUGAUCAUUUUGAAGAGGGAGAAAGAGUCAUUUCUUCAGUAAUUUCUGUGUCAAUUAGUUCAAAUCCACCCACAUUUUAUGAACUUGAAAAUAUUGCAUUUACAUUAAGUCACACAAAGACCUCAGAUAAGUAUAGGAGUGUAUGUGCUUUUUGGAACUACUCUUCUGACACAAUGAAUGGCAACUGGUCUUCAGAGGGCUGUGAGAUGACAUCCACCAAUGAGACCCACACCUCCUGCCGCUGCAAUCACCUGACGCAUUUUGCAAUUUUAAUGUCUUCUGGUCCUUCCAUUGGUAUUAAAGAUUAUAAUAUUCUUACAAGGAUCACUCAACUAGGAAUAAUUAUUUCACUGAUUUGCCUUGCUAUAUGCAUUUUUACCUUCUGGUUCUUCAGUGAAAUUCAAAGUACCAGGACAACAAUUCACAAAAACCUAUGCUGUAGCCUGUUUCUGGCUGAACUUGUCUUUCUUGUUGGAAUCAAUACAAAUACUAAUAAGCUCUUUUGUUCAAUCAUUGCUGGACUGCUACAUUACUUCUUUUUGGCUGCCUUUGCAUGGAUGUGCAUUGAGGGAAUACAUCUCUAUCUCAUUGUUGUGGGAGUCAUCUACAACAAGGGAUUUUUGCACAAGAAUUUUUAUAUCUUUGGCUAUCUAAGCCCAGCUGUGGUAGUUGGAUUUUCAGCAGCAUUAGGAUACAGAUACUAUGGCACCACCAAAGUAUGUUGGCUUAGCACAGAAAACAACUUUAUUUGGAGUUUUAUAGGACCGGCAUGUCUAAUCAUUCUUGUUAAUCUUUUGGCUUUUGGAGUUAUUAUAUACAAAGUUUUUCGUCAUACUGCCGGGUUGAAACCAGAAGUCAGCUGCUAUGAGAACAUAAGGUCUUGUGCAAGAGGAGCUCUUGCUCUUCUUUUCCUUCUUGGCACCACCUGGAUCUUUGGGGUUCUCCAUGUUGUUCAUGCGUCUGUGGUGACAGCCUACCUCUUCACAGUCAGCAAUGCUUUCCAAGGAAUGUUCAUUUUCUUAUUCCUGUGUGUUCUAUCAAGAAAGAUUCAAGAAGAAUAUUAUAGAUUGUUCAAAAAUGUCCCUUGUUGUUUUGGAUGUUUAAGAUAA
Chrysochloris asiatica (Cape golden mole) is the source of this 2070-nucleotide messenger RNA. RefSeq names its product EGF, latrophilin and seven transmembrane domain containing 1 (gene ELTD1). Gene Ontology annotation, biological process: cell surface receptor signaling pathway; adenylate cyclase-activating G protein-coupled receptor signaling pathway. Gene Ontology annotation, cellular component: membrane. The transcript is spliced from 15 exons. The coding region runs from base 1 to 2070 and encodes 689 amino acids. NCBI's taxonomy places the organism in Eukaryota, Metazoa, Chordata, Mammalia, Afrosoricida, Chrysochloridae. Gene Ontology annotation, molecular function: G protein-coupled receptor activity; calcium ion binding. The record is from RefSeq and is a predicted model, not a curated record.